Molecule: messenger RNA, 1026 nt
Organism: Erinaceus europaeus (western European hedgehog)
Lineage: Eukaryota; Metazoa; Chordata; Mammalia; Eulipotyphla; Erinaceidae
Product: proline-rich protein 2-like
Exons: 5
Coding region: 1-1026 (341 amino acids)
Source: RefSeq, a predicted model, not a curated record
AUGGGCGGCCGCCGCCGGGCUCGCCCCACCCACGGGGUCCCGGUCCCGGCCCGGCGCCAAUCCCGGGAGCUCGGGACCCUCCAGCCCCCCGAGGGUGACCCCCAGAUCCCGGGUGGUUGGGCCCCCUAUCCCCCGAGGGUGACCCCCAGAUCCCGGGAGCUCGGGACCCUCCAGCCCCCCGAGGGUGACCCCCAGAUCCCGGGAGCUCGGGACCCUCCAGCCCCCCGAGGAUCCCGGGAGCUCGGGUCCCCCAGCCCCCCCGAGGGUGACCCCCAGAUCCUGGGUGCUCGGGUUCUUCCAGCCCCUCCGAGGGUGACCCCCAGAUCCCGGGAGCUCGGGACCCUCCAGCCCCCCGAGGGCGACCCCCAGAUCCCGGAGCUCGGGACCCUCCAGCCCCCCGAGGGUGACCCCCAGAUCCCGGGAGCUCGGGACCCUCCAGCCCCCCGAGGAUCCCGGGAGCUCGGGACCCCCAGCCCCCCCCCGAGGGUGACCCCCCAGAUCCUGGGUGCUCGGGUUCUUCCAGCCCCUCCGAGGGUGACCCCCAGAUCCCGGGAGCUCGGGACCCUCCAGCCCCCCGAGGGUGACCCCCAGAUCCCGCCCCCUGAGGGUGACCCCCAGAUCCUGGGUGCUCGGGUUCUUCCAGCCCCUCCGAGGGUGACCCCCAGAUCCCGGGAGCUCGGGACCCUCCAGCCCCCCGAGGGUGACCCCCAGUCCCGGGAGCUCGGGACCCUCCAGCCCCCUGAGGGUGACCCCCAGUCCCGGGAGCUCAGGACCCUCCAGCCCCCCGAGAGUGACCCCCAGAUCCCGGGAGUUCGGGUCCCUCCAGCCCCUCUGAGGGUGACCCCCAAUCCCGGGAGUUCGGGUCCCUCCAGCCCCUCCGAGGGUGACCCCCAGAUCCCAGGAGCUCGGGACCCUCCAGCCCCCCGAGGGCGACCCCCAGAUCCCGGGAGCUCAGGUUCCACAGCCCCCGAGGGCGACCCCCAGAGUCCCAAAGGCCUCAGGUGCCCCCAGGCCCCCCGGGGGUGA